UGUGUGUGUGUGUGUGUGUGUGUGUGUGGUGUGUGUGUGUGUUUGUGUUUUUGUGUGCUUUGGGGGGUUCCUGGUCCGAUGCCCCCACCGUAUUGUGAGGGUGGCUUUUCAGCCCUCUACUCUGAGGCGCUGCUGGCGCGCGCGCGCGCCUCGCCCCCCGCGCCGGGGCCACCCUCGGGCCCUCGGCGGCCCGGUCACCCCGCGCCCCCAACAAUGGGUGCCGGCGGCUCGGCUCCAGACCGCCGCGAGGCCGUCGAUCGCUGCGGGCUGAGCGAGGAGCAGUACGGGGCGCUCCGCGGGGCCUUGGGCGCCGAGGGCUCACCCGGGGAGCGCGUGGAGCUGCAGGGGUUCCUGGCGAGGUUCCCCGCCGAGCUGCGGCCCGUGGCGCUGCCGCUGUUCUUCCAGCUCGGUGGCGAGGGCAUGGGCGUCUCCUCGGGGACGCCUCCUGGGCCAGCUUCGUGGCGGGCGUCGCGGGGCUGGUGCACGCUGGCGGCGACUGGGGCGCGCUGCUGGGGCUCUGGCCGGCGGAGGGCGGCGAGCCGCAGGACGAGCUGCUGCACGCGGAGCUGGCCGCGCGGCUCUGCUUCUGGUGCGCCGUGGGCGCGGGCGCGCCCCGCGGCCAGGGCGGGCCGGAGCCGGGCGCGGGCGCCGACGCCGCCGAGGCGGAGGGCCCCGGGGGCGCCGCCGGUGCCGGCGGCGCCGACCCGGAGCUGCUGAUCGCGGCGCUGCGGCCUCCUGGCGAGUGCGGCGAGGAGGCCGGCGCGCUGCAGGCGCACCUGGAGCGGGCGGCACCCAUGCUGCCGCGCGCCGUGGGCGCGAGGGUGGCGACCCUGCUGCUGGGCGCGCCCCCGCCACCCGACCACCUGAGCGCCGUGCUAGCUCAGAGCCGUGCCGUGCAGGGCGACGCGGGGCUCCUGCUGCUGCUCCGGUCGAUGGACCCGCUGCUGUGGUACUCCGACGACUGGCGGCCGCUGUUCCGCGACUGGAAGGACGGCCAGUCCUUCGGCGCCCUCGUGGGGGGCACCAUGCACUACGGGGGGCCCGCGCUGCUGGUGGUGCGGACGGCGGACGGGCACCUGGUGGGCGCUGUGUCCUCCAGCUGGAGGGAGCUCAACGGCAAGUUCGGCGGCGGGGCAGACUGCUUCCUGUUCUCCGUGACGCCCACGCUGCAGGUGAUGAGGGGCAGCGGGCGGUCCCAGAACUACAUGUACUUCAACUCUAAGAAUAGGCACGCGCCGAGGGGUAUCGGCUUCGGCGGGCAAGCAGAGAUGUGCCGCCUGUGGCUCGAUUCGGACUUCGAGCGGUGCCACGUGCUGGAGAGCGACGCGACGUACCAGGAGGGGCGGCUGCUGCCUGGAGACGACUACCAGAUCCCUCUGGAGUGCGCCUGCGUCGAGGUCUGGGGCUGCGGCGGCGCGGAGGCAGCCGAGGCGCAGGGCGAGCAGAGGUCGCGAGACCAGGGCCUGCGGGACCAGGCCAGGAAGGUGGACCGGGCCCGGAUGCUGGAGACCGAGUUCGACAAGGAGGUGCUCUUCGAGAAGGCCUUCGCGAAGGGCUCGGCUUCCAAGCACACCGACCAGUGCUGACCGCGACCCACACGGCGGCGGCCGCCGCGCGGGCCGCGCGGGCCUCUCCGCGCGCCGGCGCCGAGCCGAUUUGAGUUCACAGCGCUGGCCUGUAACAACAAAUCCGGAGACCUGCGGUUGCCUCCAAAGGCCUCUUGGGUUUGGGGGGACUCCAGGAGCUCCUUCCAUUUCGGC
Molecule: messenger RNA, 1760 nt
Organism: Prorocentrum cordatum
Lineage: Eukaryota; Dinophyceae; Prorocentrales; Prorocentraceae
Source: the annotation of a GenBank genome assembly